AUGCCUUCAGCCAUCGUCAGCAAUGGCACUGGCCAUCAUGAUUCACUCUGUGAUAGGAGAGACGACAAAUAUGAGUCAACUUCCCAAAGUGACUCAAUUCCUCCUCAUCCACUAGGACUCAAGCCAUUAGGCAACCAGUAUUUCUUCACGGGUCGCAAUGCGAGGCGCUCAAUUGGGAGCUGGAGAAUUCUGCCAGACGAGGUUCUCUCCCUUGUACUAGAGCAGUUUGAUGCUGCAGCUCUCUUGAAGCUUGGCCACACCUGCAAAUUCUUAUACGCCUUUUGCCACUCUGAUGAAUUUUGGAAGCCUAUCUUUCUCCGGUCACCACCACCAGAUAACAAGGAUAUCCGAUGGCAAGGAUCAUGGAGAUCAACUGUUCUAGGUCUGCCCAGUGACCAAGGGACCAAAGUCGACUGUAGCAACGUCUUCUCAGAUGUCCUUCACCGGCCAUUUGCCUGCAGUCAUGUCAUCCUUACCCGGUUCACCUCACAUAUUCCCAAGGCAAACCAGAUCCGUCGCUUCGAGAACCUGACUUACGAUCAGUAUGCCGAGAAAUGGACUGAGCAGCCAUUCGUGCUUACCAAAUGCAUCCAGGAAUGGCCAGUAUAUGAGGGGUGGACUAUCGAUAGCAUGCUCCAGAUGUUUUCCAAGGUCGAGUUUCGUGCUGAGGCUGUUGACUGGCCAUUCGCAACCUAUUACACAUACAUGAAGAACAACAGCGACGAGAGCCCUCUGUAUCUCUUUGACCGGAGAUUUGCAGAAAAGAUGGGGAUCAGUGUCGGUAAGAAGCCAGGCACUGCAUACUGGAGACCAGACUGCUUUGGCCCUGAUCUGUUCGAGGUUCUUGGAGACGAACGCCCUGCCCAUCGAUGGCUGAUUGUCGGUCCUGAGCGAAGUGGCUCAACUUUCCACAAGGACCCCAACGCAACGAGUGCUUGGAACGCUGUAAUUCAAGGAUCUAAGUAUUGGAUAAUGUUCCCACCAGCUACACAGGUGCCCGGUGUUUAUGUUUCCGAUGACAGCAGCGAAGUCACCAGUCCCCUUAGCAUUGCGGAGUGGCUUCUUACUUUUCAUGAAGAAGCACGGCAACUUCCUGACUGCGUGGAGGGUAUUUGCGAAGCGGGAGAGAUACUUCAUGUUCCCAGCGGAUGGUGGCAUCUGGUGGUCAAUCUCGAGAGCGGCAUUGCACUUACGCAGAACUUCGUGCCCCAGAGCUUGAGUCUUGUAUCAGAAGUUGUUUCCUUCUUGCGGGACAAGGCUGACCAGGUCAGUGGAUUCGAUGAUCAAGUGGCGGACCCUUAUCAACUCUUCGUGGAGAGAAUGAAGAGCAGCUAUCCAGAAGUUCUACACAAAGCCCUGGACCUGGCCGACACGAAGAGCGGCAAAAAGCGUAAAUGGGAUGCUGCUGUUGGUGGAAUAGACCAUAACCAAGGGCAGGAAGGAGGUGACGGUUUCAGUUUUGGUUUCGGCGGCGAUGGCGAUGAUGUUGAAAUACCCUAG
Messenger RNA from Fusarium mangiferae, 1500 nucleotides. RefSeq lists its product as uncharacterized. The transcript has 2 exons. Bases 1 to 1500 code for a protein of 499 amino acids. Gene Ontology annotation, molecular function: protein binding; cis-regulatory region sequence-specific DNA binding. Gene Ontology annotation, cellular component: nucleus. The record is from RefSeq and is a predicted model, not a curated record. NCBI's taxonomy places the organism in Eukaryota, Fungi, Ascomycota, Sordariomycetes, Hypocreales, Nectriaceae.